This is a messenger RNA of Danio rerio (zebrafish), 4249 nucleotides long. Lineage: Eukaryota; Metazoa; Chordata; Actinopteri; Cypriniformes; Danionidae. The record is from RefSeq and is a predicted model, not a curated record.
UAAAAGUGAAAGUGUAAAUGACCAGACAUUUUCGGUAAACGGAAAUAUUUACUUGCUUAUGUAAAAGUGAUAAGAUUUCGGAGGGGCGGGGGGGGGGUCGAAAUUUUUCGAGAUGGAUAAUCGUAAACAUGAAGAUGAAGACCUGCCCGGAGAUACAUUUCCACACAGACGAAACCCAGCAGAACCCAGCAGUGUGUCUGUAAAGAGUCAUCAGUCAAUGGAUCCUCCAAAUACGUUCAGAUCAAACCCAGCAGAACCCAGCAGUGUGUCUGUAAAGAGUCAUCAGUCAAUGGAUCCUCCAAAUACGUUCAGAUCAAACCCAGCAGAACCCAGCAGUGUGUCUGUAAAGAGUCAUCAGUCAAUGGAUCCUCCAAAUACGUUCAGAUCAAACCCUGCAGAGCCCAGCGGUGUUUCUAUGAAGACAGGGCAGAGAACCAGAAAACACUGGAACAGCCAUGUCAAAAUCUACAAGUCAUUCAAAACAAACAUGCUGAAGAAAUGUCAGUGUCUGUCUGAGGCAACAGUAAUGCAGGGAAACACAACACUGCUGAAUGAGAUCUACACAGAGCUCUACAUCACAGAGGGAGACAGUGGAGAGGUCAAUACUGAACAUGAGGUGAGACAGAUUGAGGCACAAUCCAGGAGUACAGCACCAAAGGACACAGCAAUCAAAUGUAGAGACAUCUUUAUACCUUUACCUGGACAACACAAACCCAUCAGAACGAUGCUGAUGAAGGGAGUCGCUGGCAUUGGAAAAACAGUCUCUGUGCAGAAGUUCAUUGUGGACUGGGCUGAAGGGAAGGAGAAUCAGGACAUCCAGUUCAUAUUUCCUCUUCCUUUCAGAGAGAUCAACCUGAUGAAGGACAAAAUACUCAGUCUUGCAGAUCUUCUUCAUCUGUUUUUCCCAGAAACCAAAGAAAUGGAGAUACCCAUUGACAGAUAUAAAGUGUUGUUCAUCUUUGAUGGUCUGGAUGAGUGUCGUCUGUCUCUGGACUUUAAGAGUAAUGUGAGACUGCAUAAUGUCUCUGAAUCCGCCUCAAUGGAUGUGUUGCUGAUGAACCUCAUUGCAGGGAAUCUGCUUCUCUCUGCUCUCAUCUGGAUCACCUCCAGACCAGCAGCAGCAGAUCUCAUUCCCUCUGAGUUUGUCCAUCGAUUGACAGAGGUACGAGGCUUUAAUGACCCUCAGAAAGAGGAAUACUUCAGGAAGAAGAUCAGAGAUCAGAGUCUGGCUAACAAAAUCAUCUCACACCUGAAGUCCACCAGGAGUCUCUUCAUCAUGUGCCACAUCCCAGUGUUCUGCUGGAUCUCAGCAAGUGUUUUGGAACAGAUGAUGAGAUCACGUAAAGGAGAGAUUCCCAGGACUCUCACUGAAAUGUACACGCAGUUCUUGAUCAUUCAGACCAACAUCAAACAUAAGAAGCACUAUGAGAAGACUGUGGAGGACGAAGAGAUAAUCCUCAAACUGGGGAAACUGGCCUUUCUGCAGCUUGUGAAAGGCAACCUGAUCUUCUAUGAGGAGGACCUGAGAGAGUGUGGCAUUGAUGUGGCAGAAGCCUCGGUUUACUCAGGACUGUGCACUCAGAUCUUCAGAGAGGAGCUGGGCUGGUAUCAGGGAAGAGUUUUCUGCUUUGUUCAUCUCAGCAUUCAGGAGCAUCUCGCAGCUCUACAUGUGCUGCUUUCAUUCUCGCUGUACAAGAGGGAUGUGCUUAAUGAAAACCUCAGAUCAACACAUGCACGUAAAUUCACAUGUCACACAAUAUCUGACCUGCACCAGAGAGCCGUGGACAAAGCUCUGCAGAGUAAAAAUGGACAUCUGGACCUUUUCCUCAGAUUUCUUCUGGGUCUUUCACUAGAGUCCAAUCAGAUGCUCCUGAAAGGUCUUCUGACAAAUCUUGGAAACAUCUCAUUCAGUGAAGAGAAAUCAACAGAGUACAUUAAAACAAGAAUAAGAAUGAAUCCCUCACCGGAAAAAUCCAUCAAUCUGUUCCACUGUUUAAAUGAACUCGGUGAUCCUUCUCUUGUGAAGGAAGUCCAGCAGUAUGUUAGAUCUGGAUGUCUUUUAAACACCAGAUUGUCCUCCUCGCAGUGGUCUGCUGUUGUUUUUGUUUUGGUGAACUCUGAGCAGCUGGAUUCUUUUGAUUUGAGCAAAUAUAUAAGCAGAGAAAAACAUGAAAACGUCAUGACACCUGAUGAAGUUCUUCAGAAGCUCGUGCCCGUAGUUGAAGCCUCUAGAUCGGCUAGGUUAAGUAAGUGUGACAUCUCAGAUGAAGGUUGUGCUGUUUUGUCUUCAGCUUUGAGUUCACACUCCUCAAAUCUCAGAGAACUGAAUCUGACUGAGAUUUAUGUAGGAGAUUCGAGAGUGAAGCUGCUCUUUGCUGCGCUGAAGGAUCCUCACUGUAAACUGGAGAAACUGAUGUUGUUUAACUGUGGCAUCUCAAAUGAAGGUUCUGCUGAUUUGGCAUCAGCUCUGAGAUCAAACUUAAACCUCAGAGAACUGGAUUUGUCUGGGAAUAAACUCAGAGAUUCAGGAGUGAAGCUGCUCUCUGAUGGACUGAAGGACUGUAAACUGGAGAUACUGAGGUUGUGUUAUUGUGGCAUCUCAGACGAAGGUUGUGCUGCUUUGGCUUUAGCUCUGAGAUCAGCCUCCUCAAACCUCAGAGAACUGGAUCUGAUUGGGAAUAGACUCGGAGAUUCAGGAGUGAAGCUGCUGUCUGCUGGCCUGAAGAAUCCUCACUGUAAACUUGAGGCAUUGAGGUUGAAGAAUUGUGGCAUCACAAAUAAAGGUUGUGAUGCUUUGGCUUCAGCUCUGAGAUCAGUCUCCACCGCAAAUCUCAGAGAACUGGAUCUGUGUGACAACAGACUCCGAGAUUCAGGAGUGAGGCUGCUCUCUGCUAGACUAGAGGAUCCUCACUGUAAACUAGAGAAACUGAGGUUGUGCAAUUGUGAAAUCGAAGAUUGUGCCGAUUUGGCUUCAACUCUGAAAUUAAAUUCCUCAAACCUCAGAGAACUGGAUCUAACUGGGAAUAAACUUGGAGAUUCAGGAGUGAAGCUGCUGUCUGAUGGACUGAAGGAUGCUCACUGCAAACUGGAGAAACUGAGGUUGAUUAAGUGUGGCAUCACGGAUGAAGGUUGUACUGCUUUGGCUUCAGCUCUGAGAUCACCCUCCUCAAACCUCAGAGAACUGGAUCUGACUGGGAAUAAUGUAGGAGAUUCAGGAGGGAAGCUGCUCUCUGAUGUAAAAGAUGAUCCUAAUUGUAAACUGGAGACACUGUGUACCUACAACUAAUAAAGGAUGGUGGUUAUGGAGUCACUGCAGACUGUAUUCAACAGAACUGAAGACUCAGUGCUGGAGACAAAAAAAAAGACUCUGGAUUAUAUGGAUAUUUGCCUAAUAACAGCAUUAAUGAACUGCUUUUUUAAUCAUCAACUCACAUAAGGGUUACAGGUUUGCUCUUGAUAUUGGUGGGGACCUAUAAAUCCUUCACCAAACCCCAUCACCCCCAUCCCAAAAUCACUUUACAUUAAUACUAACACUGCUAAUCAAUUUACUGGAAUCGUUCAUUCUUAAUACAAUCAGUUAAAUGAAGAAAUAGUGUAAUGUUAAAGCAAUGUUUAAUAACUCACACAGAGAGAGUGUAAUGAAGACCUCCAUGUAUAUUAGCCAUAGUGCAAAUGAAACAGGUCUCAUCUAUAGUAUCAGCAUUAAUAAAAAUAAAUGAAGAACAGGCUGUAGUUUUACUUUACACCUCUGAUGUCAGAUAUUGAAUAACCAAAAAGAUAAAAACUUUGUUGCUUUACACGUGAGAGGAUUCUGGACAGUGUUGAUUAAUUCAUCUUUCCUUCAGUGUGAAUAAUAAUAAUAAUAAUAAUAAUAAACCAAUAAAUGGUUGCAUUAUGAAGAGUGGCAUGAUUCAGUUUAGGUCAUAAUUUCUCAAGAUGAAAUUCAUUCAUUCAUAGUUUCAUCCUUUACCAUGUUACAUUGACAUAUUUUACUAGCUAGUCUGAUUGAUACAUUUCAUCCUAACAAACAAGUCAGACUUAUAUUGUAAAUGUGAUGUACAGGAAACGUACAGUAUUAUAAAUCCAUGUAUGUUGUAUAAUAUUAAACAAAAUCCAUUUGUGUAUAAAUUAUUUUUUUUUAAAUACAUUUCUUUAAAUCAUUUAUUUCAAUUACAAUGUGCACUAUUUUGUAAACCUAAAUAUAAAGAAAUCUAUGUAUUAUGUUACAAAUAAAACUUCUUAUAACACA